GUUCACUCGGUCAGUUGAAUAUAUCUCUUUACCGGUGGCUCUUGAGACUGCAAUUAAGAAUGAGUAAAUAUGGCUUGAACAACAUUACAGACAUACUGUUUAAAAACAACAAGGUCAGUAAUGAAUCUAACACUCCAGACUCUCAUGUUGGGACAGAAGAUGAAAACACUGAGAGGGGGAACUGGAGCAGCAAAAGAGAGUACAUGCUGUCUAUGAUCGGCUAUGCAGUGGGUCUUGGCAAUGUGUGGAGAUUUCCCUACUUGGCAUACAAACAUGGGGGAGGGGCGUUCCUCAUCCCCUACACUAUCAUGCUGGCGGUUGCUGGCCUGCCUUUGUUCUUUAUGGAGAGCUCAUUUGGACAGUUCUGCAGCCAAGGUCCCAUCAAUGUAUGGAAAGCUGUGCCUAUACUGCAAGGUGUUGGCAUCACAAUGAUGCUGGUCAGCACUUUAUUGGCAAUCUACUAUAAUGUCAUCAUUGCAUAUAGUAUCUACUAUCUUUUUGCAUCAUUUCAAUAUCCCCUACCCUGGAGUGGAUCUUCAAAUUGCAACACAACUGAGAUAGCACUGAAUGUGACUGCUGAAAAUCAGACCUGCCUGGAUUUUUUACCAGGACAGAGCCCCAGUGAGAAAUACUGGGACAUGGUGGCCCUUCAGCGCACGAGCAGUAUGGAUGAGACGGGACCAGUGGUCUGGCACCUGGCCCUCAGCCUGCUGCUUGCAUGGAUACUAGUCGCAGCAGCUCUAUUCAAAGGCAUCAAGUCAUCUGGGAAAGUGGUGUAUUUUACAGCUACUUUCCCUUACAUUGUCCUUUUGAUCUUACUGAUUCGGGGUGUAACUCUGGAGGGUGCAAAAGAUGGCAUUGAGUACUACAUUGGCGCACAGUCUAACCUCACCAAACUGGUCGAGGCUGAGGUUUGGAAGGAUGCAGCUACUCAGAUAUUCUUUUCCCUCUCUAUUGCCUGGGGUGGUUUGAUGGCUCUGUCCUCUUACAACAAGUUUAACAACAACUGCUACCAAGACUCUAUUAUAGUAUGUGUUAUAAAUUGUAGCACUAGUGUCUUUGCUGGCUUUGCCAUCUUCUCUAUCCUUGGACACAUGGCACAUGUCUAUCGGAUACCAGUGUCUGACAUUGCAAAAGAAGGCUUUGGUUUGGCAUUCAUUGCAUACCCAGAUGCUCUCUCUAAGCUGCCUAUAUCCCCCCUGUGGUCUAUACUGUUUUUCAUCAUGCUGAUCACUCUUGGCUUGGAUUCCCAGUUUGCAAUAAUAGAGGUUAUUGCCACCUGCCUCCAGGAUGCCUAUCCCCAUGUUUUGAAGUCCAAACGGGGCCUCAUUACCAUAGCAAUCUGCACGGCUCUCUUUCUGCUCGGCCUGCCAUGCGUCACUGGGGCAGGAAUCUAUUGGGUGAAUUUAAUGGAUACAUUUUGCGCUGGAUGGAUUAUCCUGGUUGCAGGGUUAAUAGAGGUGCUAGGUCUGUCCAUACUGUAUGGUGGUAAUCGAUUCAUCAAGGAUAUUGAGAUGAUGAUUAAGACCAGGAGCUCCCUUUUCUGGUUAUGGUGGAAGGCUUGCUGGUUUUUUAUCACCCCAGUUGUUCUAGCUUUUAUUCUUGGAUGGUCUUUAUAUACUUUAAAGCCCCCCACUUAUGGUACUGUUCCAUACCCAGAGUGGGGCAAUGCCCUAGGCUGGUGUAUGACUUCAUUUUGCCUCAUAUGGAUUCCUUUUGUGGCAGUCUGGAAAGUGUACAAAUCUAACGGAAGUAUCUGGCAGCGUAUCAGAACAGCCUGUUCACCCACAGAGGAUUGGGGUCCUUACUUGGAGUGUCACAAAGGGCAGCGCUAUCUUGCAAGAGGUGUGCCUGAUGCAAACGUCUUUGUAAUCUCUAAUAAAUACACCACUAGGUUAUAAAAUAAUUUUUUUCUUUAACAUUUUUGUUUUUUCUUUUUCUUUUAUAUUUGAAUGGAUUUGUAACCAUGCUCACAGAGAACACACACAGAGAGAGAGGAUGUUUCUGUUGGAAUAUCAAAUGCAGUGUAAAAGCACAAAUAUAUAUGUAGCACAUAGUCUUCAUGCAGUUUACAUAAACACGACUCCUGAAUAUUUUAAUAUAUGUCAUUUUAAUGCGUUUAAGUAACUGAUUUUGUGUUCUAUUUUUCUGAAAUGAGUGAAUUAUCUUUUAAUUUUGUUCUGUUUGGAAUUAUUUGUUUUACCUAUCUUUUACCUUUACUGCAUGUUUACAUUUAUCUUUUUAUGCAUGCUUAUAACACAAUUCCUGUUGUGUUUUUAUGUCAAAAUUGACAUCAUUUGAAAUUUUUCAUAUACUUUUAAUGAAAAUUUUAUAUUAAUAUUUAAUGUGAGAAAAACAAGGAUCAAUCGGGUGACAAACAUAUAAUAGAAAGCUCAAUGCAUAGUUGCUUGUGUGACUAGUGAAAGGUAGUGAUGUAAAAGACAAUUGGGUGAAAAAAGUUUUCAUUUUGUGGGAUCCACAAAGUGUGAACAGAAAGAAUUCAUAUAAUUUACAGCACAUGUAUAAUUUUAUUUGAUCAAAUAACUUCUUUGAUAUUUAUUUAUCUUCUUCUAAAAACUCUAUACAGUCUUUCACCUCUUUCUCUUACCUUCCCUCUACUUGUACUUCUCUGAACAAUUUGAAAAUGAUUAUAGAACUUCUCAAAUGAUUACCUUUUUCUGUCCAAGUCGCUUUGCAAAAAAGUAUCUGCUAAAUUAAUUACUGUAAAUAAUAAAUAAGUAAUUUUCAAGAGAAAAAUUUAUUUUGCUUUCACCACUAUGACAUCAACAAAAUCAGGAAUAAAAAAACAACACUUGCCUUAUUUUCUUUAAAAAACUAUAUACUAUGACAAUUACCAACAGCAAUAAAAUUCAUGUC
Molecule: messenger RNA, 2877 nt
Organism: Xyrauchen texanus (razorback sucker)
Lineage: Eukaryota; Metazoa; Chordata; Actinopteri; Cypriniformes; Catostomidae
Product: sodium- and chloride-dependent neutral and basic amino acid transporter B(0+)-like
Exons: 14
Coding region: 60-1901 (613 amino acids)
Biological process (GO): sodium ion transmembrane transport
Cellular component (GO): membrane
Molecular function (GO): L-proline transmembrane transporter activity
Source: RefSeq, a predicted model, not a curated record